AUUCAUUCUGAGGUACAGCAGCCCAUACAACGUACAAUAUUAUAAUUAGAAUAAUUGUGAAAGUGUAAUAAUUCUACUAGACUUGUGGGCUUUCGAGACAGAAAAUACAGCUUUAACAAAAAGGAAUGCUCGAAAGAUCCCUAACUUUCAGUCCUGUUAUAAAUGUACAUGUUGCUAGGCAACAUGUGCACGUAAAACAUACCGGAAUUUUGCGGUUAGCUCAAGCUAAAACGAAAUACGGGAUAAUUUCUCCUUUGCGCACUCUGUGCUAACUCACAAAAAUGGCGGUCAGUGGCAGCAUAUCCGAUCAGAAAGUGGAGCUUCAGCGUAAAAUCAAAUUUCUUGAGUGCGAAAAAACAGCACGUUAUGAGAGGACUGAGGCCACCACCAGGAAGCAAAAAGAGUUCAUCCGUCAGCUGAGGCAGGAGAACGAGAACCUGCGUAAACAGCUGGCAGAAACUAAGGCUCCUGAUGAACAUAUAAUCAAAGUGGCCUUUAAAAACAGAGAUAUGGAGGGGAAGGCAUUCUGCAACAGCACAGUGAAGGAAGUAAAUAAAAUGCUAAAUGAAGGAGUGCUGUUCAAGAGGAAGUGUAUCAAUGCUGUAAAACACACAAAUGAGGUCUACCAGCGUCGCCUCAAUCAAUUGAAGAUGGAGUACCAGAAGCUGAAAUCAGAGAGCAGCAGCAGUAAAGUAUCCUCUGAUGCUCGCACUCGGAAAAAAAAGGACGAUGCCAUGAAACUGCGGGCUCUGGAGAAUGAUCUGGAGAAAACCCAGUUUAAAUGCAUGGAAGCUCAGAACAUCAUAGUUAACUAUCUGAAAUUCAAAAAUCACUUACAUGAGGAGAGUCUCACUUACAAGGGCCAGUUGGACUGUCUGGAAGCAGAAAUCCUGAAGCAAAGAGAGGAGAUGAAUAAGCUGCAGAUCAUGAAUAAUGACCAACAGCUCUCCAAAGAAGCUACUAAGGAUGAGUUGCAGAAGCGGGAAGAGCUGCUUUACAAGGACAGUAAGGAGAGGGCGCGUAUAAUAGCAAGUUACAGGAAAAAGGUUAAGGAAUGCAAGGCCCAGCCUGAAAAAGUCGAUAUAAGGAUAACUCUGCCAGAAAAACUAAGCGGUGAGGCCCAGCACAUCAUCACCGGGAUGGAAGAAGAAGAUUUGAAAAAAAUCUCUACUUUUGAGGAGGCCUUCAGGCACAUCAGCGAGACCACAGGUGUCACAGACAUACAGGAGAUACUGGAGUGCUUUAACUCUCAGGAGGAGACACACCAGCAUCUGCUGAAAAGGAAGGAAGAGAAUGAGAAAGUCCUGCUGCAGCUGAAGGAAGAGAAGGAGCUUCUGAGCCAACAGUUUGAGGAGAUGAAAUAUUUUAGACAGGCUAAACACCCCAGUGACCAGCAGGCCCUGCAGGAGUCUGAGCAGCACCUGCAGACUCAGCAGCAGAAGUGUGAUGCAGCCAAAGAGCGACUGGAUUGGCUCUUGAAGACUCUUCACACUGCCCAAGCUGGAGUUGAGCACCUGGCAAACAAACUUCAACACAUCUCACUGAGUGAGGACACAGUUCCUGAAGUGGAUCCAGAUUCUGAUCACUUUGUUCUGGAGCUGAUGGCCCAGUGUGAGAAGAAAUUACUGUCACUGCACAAAGAACUUCAGGGGAAGGAUGUGGCUGGUAUAAUGAAAGAGCUGGAAAAAAACAAGUUGUACAUAAGAAGUGAAGAAGAACUGUCAGCAUACAUCACCAGAGCCAAACAACCUGUGGAUCAAGCACAUGACCCCCUCCAUGACAAGAAUGAGACUGACGAGGGCAAAGCUAAGGUCAUCACGCGUGAAGCGCUGAAGCUUCAGUCUCAGCUAAUCAUUGACUCCCACUCCAAGAAAAAGACCAAGAUGAAGAUGUUGAAGAAGAAGGGCAAGUUGUAAAGCGACAACACAAUCCUCAAUGUCUCCCAAAAACGUGAAAUAUAAAAUGGGAUGAUUGUGUCCAAGACUUUCCGCGACAAUUGUUUCACCUCUGUAAUUGUUAUUUUGUGUCUUUUGUGUCUGCUAUAAAGAUAUUUAGUAUACUGUAAAUGAAAACAUGUAUUUUAACAUUAUAACAGUAUUAAAUGAUUUUCAUAAAUUGA
This is a messenger RNA of Neolamprologus brichardi, 2119 nucleotides long. The record is from RefSeq and is a predicted model, not a curated record. NCBI's taxonomy places the organism in Eukaryota, Metazoa, Chordata, Actinopteri, Cichliformes, Cichlidae.